AUGGUGUUCCUCGGGAUCGGUCGCCCGACGCCCGCGUCCCGCCGCGUCGCGAUCGAGCACGGGACAUCGCGCGGGUUUAACUACCCGCGCGAGCACGUCGGGGCGUCGCGCGCGUGCCCGCCCGCGCCGUCGCCUCCGUCGCCGUCGUCGUCGUCGUCGUCGCCUCCGUCGUCGUCGUCGUCCUCCUCCUCCUCCUCCUCGAGCUCGAGCUCGUCCAGCGGCCGCGUCGACGGCGACGUGUUCCGCAACAUCCCGUACGCCGUGGACGUCAACUUCACGAAGAUCGGCGCGGGGAAGGACGACUUCGCGCGCGCGAAGAAGAUGAUGAACCGGUGGGCGCACUUCCAGCUCGGAUGGUCCGAGGUGGACGAGUCCACCGGGUCCGCGCCCGGGAGCGACGUCUGCGUCUGCGCGCGCGUGUUCGGCGUGUGGAUUCGCAACCCGCUGAAGGUGGUGUACAACGAGACGAGCGAGGGCGAAGCGCGCGGCGGGGGGCGAGGGCGGGGGAGUGGGAAGAACGGGACGGCCGGCGGCGCCGGCGCGGGGAACGGCCGGUGCGUCGAGCGUUUCGCGUUCGCGCACGGAUGCCUCGGGGGGCACCUCCUCGCGGGCGAGGAGUCGUUCGUGCUAGAGCGGAUGGAGGACGACUCCGUGUGGUACGGCGUGAGCACGUUCUCUCGGCCCGCGCACGUGCUGUCGUUCGUGGGGUACCCCGCGGUGCGGGUGCUGCAGUGGAAGUUCGCGCGGGAUUCCAUGAGGGCGAUGCGCGUGCGACUGGAGCGCGCGUGA
Micromonas pusilla CCMP1545 is the source of this 789-nucleotide messenger RNA. RefSeq lists its product as uncharacterized. Bases 1 to 789 code for a protein of 262 amino acids. The record is from RefSeq and is a predicted model, not a curated record. NCBI's taxonomy places the organism in Eukaryota, Viridiplantae, Chlorophyta, Mamiellophyceae, Mamiellales, Mamiellaceae. The transcript has a single exon.